This is a messenger RNA of Arachis duranensis, 4291 nucleotides long. Its product is annotated as histone-lysine N-methyltransferase ATX4. Bases 682 to 3903 code for a protein of 1073 amino acids. Gene Ontology annotation, molecular function: protein binding. Gene Ontology annotation, biological process: regulation of transcription by RNA polymerase II. The record is from RefSeq and is a predicted model, not a curated record. The transcript has 23 exons. NCBI's taxonomy places the organism in Eukaryota, Viridiplantae, Streptophyta, Magnoliopsida, Fabales, Fabaceae.
AGCAACCACCUAGUUGCAUUCUAUAACAAACAAGAUAACGCUCAAGAAUUCUCUUUCUCUCUCUUAAGUCUUACUCUGUCACCUCUUCCUUUCUCUCUCUAAAAACAACUUCUUCCUUAGUAUUACUUACAACACCUCCUUAUCCAAUCCCAUGUUACAAUCUCUUUUGUUCAGUCCCAUAAAAAUUACAAAUUACAUUGUAAUCCGUCCGAGGAUUCUUCCUUUCACAAAAAUAAUAAAACUUUUCCUGUUUCUCUCUCUUCUCUCUGUCUUCUUAGGCAGUUGGUGAGAGAGAAAGAGAGAUAGAGAGAGAGAGGUCUUACCGAAAACAAGAUCCCUUUUGUCACAGUCUCUCUGCUCAUUCGAUCUUCCUCGAUCAAAUUCUUCAACGACGUUCUUAAACUCAAAUUCCUUCCCUUUCUGACACCCUUUUAUCUUCACUUUCCAUUCCACUGCUCAGAAUCUCGACUUGCGCAAGCUUCGUGUUCUUCCUUUCUUGCUCUGUUUUUUUUCCUUCGAAUACCAAUUCGGAGAUUAGGGUUUACGUGCCGUCCUCAUCGCAGUGCCUCAAGUCCGAAAAUUCUCUUUCUGGGGUUAUUUAAGUUCGAUUUUUAAGGCCACCCGAGACUCCAAUUGAAUGCGGUGAUCGUUCCCUCAACGAGAAGAGAAGAGAACAAGAGAAUGAUCAUAAAGCGGAACCUGAAAUCCCAAAUGCCGAGUCUGAAACGGUGCAGACUCAGUGACUCGGUUGGGAAGAACGACGAGUGCUCUGAAACUCGGAAGAAGAGGAAGAAGACCAACAGCAACGGAUACUACCCUCUGAACCUCCUCGGUGACGUCGCCGCCGGCGUGAUUCCGAUGAGUUUACACGGCCUGCUGAGCGCCGCCGGUGUGUCGGAGAAGGGAUUCUCCGCUUCGUGGUGCACUGAAGUCUCAUGCUCCCCUAGCGGCGAGGUGGAUUCGACAAACGAAGGAGGAGGUGGCGGAGUUGGAAACGGUGUCCUUCGUGUCAAUAGGAACCGUGCCGGCGGUGAGGUUCAGCGGCCGGCACUGGUUCGAACCUCACGGGGGCGCGUGCAGGUGCUUCCUUCGAGGUUCAACGACUCUGUUAUUGAUAAUUGGAGGAAGGAGAGUAAGAAUAACCAUGGCAGCUUACGUGAUUGCGAUUUCGAUGAUGAAGAAUACGAAUGCAAGCAUGAGAGGUUAAGGUUCAAGGCACCAAAGAAUGGGAGGAAAUUGAGGAACGAUGAAAAAACAGGUCACAAGCAUCGAAAGUACCCGGCAUUGUGUGAUGUUGGAGAGUUAAUGAGGGAUUGCAAGGAUUUUGGUUCGAAGCGGCGUGACAGCGUUUUGGUUGAGGAUGAAAAUGGGAGGUUUGUGGAGGUGGAAGGAGUUGAGCUAAUGGGGAGUAAGAGUGAAGGGCAAUAUGGUCCAGAAGAUUUUUAUGCUGGUGAUAUAGUGUGGGCAAAAGCUGGGAAAAAGGAACCUUUUUGGCCAGCCAUUGUGAUUGAUCCUAUGACUCAGGCACCUGAGCUUGUGCUCCGGUCUUGUAUAGCUGAUGCAGUUUGUGUCAUGUUCCUUGGUUAUGCUGGGAACCAAAGCCAAAGGGACUAUGCAUGGGUGAAGCAUGGAAUGAUUUUUCCAUUUAUGGAUUUUGUAGACAGGUUUCAGGGGCAGUCUGAACUUAGUUCCUAUGAUUCUUCUGAUUUCCAAACGGCAAUAGAGGAGGCAUUCUUAGCAGACCAGGGCUUCACAGAGAAGUUGAUAGCUGAUAUAAAUGCAGCAGCCAGUAAUGCCGGAUUUGAUGAUACUCUUCUCAGAGCCCUUCAUAGGGUCACUGGUUCAAACCAGUAUGCAGGGUAUCACUUUCUGAAUCAGGAUUUAUUUGAUAAGAAAGACACAAGACCCUGUGAAGCCUGUGGAUUGCACCUUCCUUUGACAAAGAAAUUGAAGGAUUUGGCUCUGAAUGGCAAAUUCCUGUGUAAAACAUGUGCUAGGUUAACAAAAUCAAAUCAUUAUUGUGGGAUAUGCAAGAAAGUUUGGAAUCAUUCAGAUAGUGGAAGUUGGGUUCGCUGUGAUGGAUGUAAGGUGUGGGUGCAUGCAGAAUGCGGCAAGAUUUCUCGAAACCAUUUCAAGAAUCUUGAGGGCACUGAUUAUUACUGCCCUACUUGCAAAGCCAAGUUUGAUUUUGAGUUAUCUGAUCCUGAAAAACCACAGCCAAGAGUCAAAUCGAACAAAAACAAUGGGCAGCUAGGAGGGCUUCCAAAUAAGGUCACCGUUCUCUGCAAUGGCGUGGAAGGCAUAUAUUUUUCAAGCCUUCACUUAGUUGUUUGCAAGUGUGGUUUUUGUGGGACUGAAAAACAAGCACUCAGUGACUGGGAACGACACACAGGUUCUAAAUUAAGAAACUGGAAAACAAGUAUUAGGGUCAAAGACUCCAUGUUACCACUUGAACAGUGGAUGCUGCAAUUGGCUGAGGUCCAUGCUAAUGCUCAAGUUUCUGUCAAACCUAAAAAGCCUUCUCUAAAAGAGAGGAAGCAGAAGUUGCUUGCCUUCUUGCAAGAGAAGUAUGAACCUGUUUAUGCUAAAUGGACGACAGAACGAUGUGCUGUUUGCAGAUGGGUUGAGGACUGGGACUACAACAAAAUUAUCAUUUGCAUCCGAUGCCAAAUAGCUGUUCAUCAAGAAUGCUAUGGAGCAAGAAAUGUUCAAGACUUCACGUCUUGGGUCUGUAAAGCUUGUGAGACACCUAACAUCAAGCGCGAGUGUUGUCUUUGUCCUGUCAAAGGCGGUGCUUUGAAGCCAACCGAUAUUGACUCGUUAUGGGUGCAUGUCACCUGUGCUUGGUUUCGACCUGAAGUCUCUUUUCCCAGUGACGAGAAGAUGGAGCCUGCUUUGGGUAUUCUGAGUAUUCCAUCAAAUUCUUUUGUGAAGAUUUGUGUUAUUUGCAAGCAAAUUCAUGGUUCAUGUACACAAUGUUGCAAGUGUUCCACUUAUUUCCAUGCCAUGUGUGCAUCAAGGGCUGGUUACCGAAUGGAGUUGCAUAUUUCUGAGAAAAAUGGUAAGCAGACAACAAGAAUGGUCUCUUAUUGUGCUUACCACAGGGCCCCCAAUCCUGAUACUGUUUUAAUCAUGCAAACCCCUCUUGGGGUCAUUUCAACCAAGAACCUUCUCCAAACUAAGAGAAAAACCGGAUCAAGGUUAAUUGCUUCAAACAGAGUAAAGCAAGAACAUCCUCCCAUUGAUAACACCGAGAACGAGCCGUUAUCUGCCGCUAGGUGUCGUAUCUUUCAAAGGACAAAUCCAACAAUAAAGAGAGCGGCAGAGGAAACCGUUCCGCAUAGGGUUGGAGGACAUCGCUGUCACGCUUUAGAUGCGAUACAGAAACUAAAUACAUACAGAGCAGUAGAGGAACCUCCAACAUUUUCUUCCUUUAGAGAACGCCUUCGCCACUUACAGAAAACGGAAAACGAACGAGUUUGCUUUGGUAGAUCAGGCAUUCAUGGAUGGGGCCUCUUUGCACGCAGAAAUAUUCAAGAAGGAGAAAUGGUUCUUGAAUAUCGUGGAGAACAAGUGCGAGGCAGCAUUGCAGAUUUGAGGGAGGCGCGCUAUCGGUCCGAAGGGAAAGAUUGCUAUCUGUUUAAGAUAAGUGAAGAAGUGGUGGUAGAUGCCACUGAUAAAGGGAAUAUAGCCCGGCUAAUCAAUCAUUCUUGUAUGCCAAAUUGCUACGCAAGGAUCAUGAGCGUUGGUGACGAUGAGAGCCGGAUCGUACUCAUUGCUAAGACAAACGUAUCUACCGGCGACGAGUUAACAUAUGACUACUUAUUUGAUCCUGACGAGCCUGAUGAAUUUAAGGUCCCAUGUCUAUGUAAAGCUCCAAAUUGUCGAAAAUUCAUGAAUUAGAAAAAAGGAUUAUACAAAUGAAGACAUGAAGAAGAUGACAUGACAGAAAGCAUUGUUUCUUCUCCGCAAGGAGCACUAACCAAUCCCUCUUACACCGGGGAACUCACAGUUACUCAACACCAAAAGCUGUAAUUUUUUAUUUUAUUAAAUCAAAGACAUAAGGAAAGAAAAAUGAUAGUGAGAAAAAAAGUAGUUGUUUUUCUCUUUUCCCCUCUCUUAGUAGUUAGUAGUGUUUUUUUUUUUCCUAAUGUCCUAAUAAUAAAAGCCACAGAUUUUUUCCUAGCACCUGCCAUCUUGUAAAUAUGACCAGAUAUUACUUAUUAUCUUCUUAAAUUUAAUUUAAUGUUAACCAAUUUCUUCUCGGUGUAUAUUACAAGAUGGUUUCCUA